AUGGAGGACGACGAUCUCGAGUACGAUAUAACAUUUCCUACUCCGCUUCCGGCAGACACACUUGCUGACGAAGAAGAUGCAUUAUCUGGAAAGAAAGAACCCGUUGUUAUUUUGUUAGGGUGGUUGGGCUGUACAGAAAAGUAUCUUUCGAAGUAUGGUCAAAUAUAUGACGAAAGAGGGUGUAUAACUAUCAGAUAUACAUCACCAAGAGAUACUGCAUUUUUCAAAGUGGAACAAUUAAAGGACACUGCUUGCAAGUUACUAGAUUUAUUGGAGGACUACUCAAUCACAGAAAAUCCAAUUUUGUUCCAUAUCUUCAGCAACAAUGGCAGCUUUGUGUAUGCAAACAUUGUUGAGGUCCUCACCAGUGGAGAUAAAAGGUACCAGAAUCUCAAUGUAUGUGGUGUUGUUAUCGACAGUGCCCCAGGAAAACCUCGUUUUAAAAAUGCUGCUGUAGCUUAUGGGACAAGUCUUAACGUUAAUCCAGUUUUACGAUAUAUCAUGAUGUUUUGUUUAUGGCUAUAUUUAGCAUUUACAGGUGUGAUAUCUAGUCUAGCUGUCAAGUUCUAUCCCAAAAUAAAAGAGAAAAGUAAUCAUUUUCUUUGGGACAAAAUGGCAUCUGAUCCAACACGCUGGCCAAUGCUUUUUUUAUACUCCGUUGUGGACAAAAUUAUCCUUGCAGAGGACAUUGAAGAUAUGAUUAGCCGCAGACGUGCACUUGGUGUGCAUGUAAGUGCCAUGUGCUGGGAUGACACGGAUCAUGUUUCACACCUGAGGAAACAUCCUGAGCAAUAUGCCGAAGCUUGUGGUGACUUCCUAAUCUCAUGUUUAGGUUAUGACCAAGAUAUUGAGCGACAUUCUGACCAAGAAACUCUCGAGACCAAUCAGGAUUACCUGUUAGCAAAGAAGCAGUAGUAACUAAGGAAGCAAAGAAAAGUUCAUGUCUGGUCCAUCUUUAUCUUUCACCUAUGUUUUCGCCUUGUCUCUGCCCAAGUUUUUAUGCCCCCGAAGGGAGGCUUAUUAGUUUUCAACUGUCCGUCCGUUCGUUCGUCACAACGUUAACUUUUUGCAUGAAGGCAAACUUUAACUUUUUGCAUGAAGGCACUUUACUCGCGAACCACUGUACCCAGGACCUUCAAACUUUACUUGCUGAUAGUACUUAUUGAGUACACGACCCCUACUGACUGGGGUCACCAGGUCAAAGGUCAAGGUCACAGGGGCCAAUGUUAACUUUUUGCAUGAAGGCACUUUACUCGCGAACCACUGCGCCCAGGACCUUCAAACUUCACAUGCUAAUAGUACUUAUUGAGUACACGACCCCUACUGACUUUAGGGUCACCAGGUCAAAGGUCAAGGUCACAGGGGCCAAUGUUAAACUUUUUGCAUGAAGGCACUUUACUCACGAACCACUGCACCCAGGACCUUCAAACUUCACAUGCUGUUAGUACUUAUUGAGUACACGACCCUUACUGACUUUGGGGUCACCAGGUCAAAGGUCAAGGUCACAGGGGCCAAUGUUGACUUUUUGCAUGAAGGCACUUUACUCGUGAACCACUGCACCCAGGACCUUCAGACUUCACAUGCUAAUAGUACUUAUUGAGUACACAACCCCUAUUGACUUUGGGGUCAAAGGUCAAGGUCAAAGGUCAAGGCGCUUCGGGGGCAUUUGUCACCAUUAGUGACAGCUCUUGUUAAAUAUGUUUCAGGCAGAUAGUUUUUAAAAGAUUUAAUUUUUUUCUCACUAAAGCCUGCUGCAUGUAAAUGUAAUAUAAUAGUCUUAGCAAAGAUUUUGAAAAUUUGUAUUUUUUAAUAGUGACAGGAAAGUUUAGUCAGAAAUUUAGAGUUAGAAAACAUUUGUCAUUGAACUUGAGGAGUGAAAGUUUGGCCUGGUCUUAAUCAUUUGUCUGCUAAAAGAAAUGACUGAAAUUAAAUUUUGAGAAAGUUUUUUUUUCCUUUUAGGUGCUUACAUUUUUGUAGACUAGUGCAAAAGAUUAUUGUUAGUGGAUUUAUGUAAGCUUUUAUUAUACAUUUAAUAAACAAGCGUUUAAGAUUUUAGCUUGACUACUUGAAAUUUUUCAAAUUGUAGAGACUUUUGUUAUCAUCCUUUCAUUGUCAUCCAAAACGUUUUGCUUUGCAUAUAAGCAGGUUUCUCAAACUCUACUUGGCUAAAAUCUAUUACACUAAGUCUUGUCUUUGGUAUCACUAAUUUAGCUCAUAGGACAAGUAAUAUAACUCUUGCUUUUAUUUAGUCAGAGUAUUGCCACUUUUUAACUUAAAAGUUUUGGUGAAGGUUUCACAUGUAAGGAUGUUUCUCAGAAAUUUUCGAACUCCAAACAUAUUUAGCAUCAAGACUUUACCUUACAGGUUAUGUAGCUCUGGCCUACAUGUUGUUAAAAUUAUGCCCUUUUUAGUAUUAAAAGUUUGAGAAAGUUUUGUAUGUACACAUGUUUAUCAGAAACUAGUAGACGGGUUUUGUAAUUCUGGUUUACACAGUUAUGCCCCAUUUUAUCUUAGAAAUUUGUUGACAGUUUUGCAUAUAAGCAGUUUUCUCAGAAACUGUUGUACUGAAUGCUGUCAAAGUUUUAAAAAUAUUUUAACAUCAGAAAAUGACCAUUCUGAGACAGGCUCCAUAAUUUUAAAGCAAGUUUAUGAAAUUAUGCCCCUUAUUGCAGCAUAGGAAAUGUUUGUAUGGUUUCAAAUACUCCUGUGUCAUCAUUAGAUAGCUAUUGUUGUUCAUUAAUUGUAUCAUUGUUGAAUUUGUUGUAGACAUGCUUGCCAUGAAAGCUACCUUCCAUGGAAUUGCAAGCAUUUAAUAUUUUAUUUUCAACUUCAGACUAUGCAAAUAGCAAUUGUUGUAUUUUAACUCCAUUUUGUUAUUUUGUAAUUGCUUAUUUUUCAUGGUGUACCAAAACCUAUUUUUAGAAGGUGAAAUUGGAAGUACAGAAAUUUUAUUGGUUCUCCCAAAUGUCAAAAAAAAAAUUCACAGAUAUAAACAGUCAACAAGGUGACUGUAAGCAGUAGUUACAAGAUUAAGGUAAGAUAAAUGGACUGUAACUUGUAUGUUUUGUUUACGAAGUGUUAAUUAUUUUUCCUCAUAAUCGUUAGCCUCCCACUUAGCUCUAUAGUGCGAGCACAGAUCUACAGAUCACAGGGUCUUGAGUUCAGCCCGUGGGCGAGGCAUAUGUUCUCCAUGACAGUUUGAUAAAAGACAAUAUGUCUGAAGCCACCUCUGAUUCUUGUGGGGAAGUUGGCAGUUACUUGCCGAGAACAGGUUUGUACUAGUACAGAAUCAAUGUCUCAAUUUCUUACUGCCGAACAUUGACAUGGCUUACAUCAUGAAAUAGAUGUCUGGACAAGUGCCAACAUUAUCUGUGCUAUUAUUAGCUCACCAGAGCACAAAGUGCUAAAGGUGAGCUAUUGUGACCGGUCAUUGUUCGGCGUGUGUCGUCCGUCAAUAUUUGCCUUGUGAACACUAGGGGCCACAUUUGUGACCCAAUCUUUAUGAAACUUGGUCAGAAUGUUAGUCUUGAUGAUCUCUAGGUCAGGUUCGAAACUGGGUCAUGUGGGGUCAAAAACUAGGUCAGUAGGUCAGAUCAAAGGAAAAGCUUGUGAACACUCUAGAGACCACAUUUGUGACCCAAUCUUUAUGAAACUUGGUCAGAAAGUUAGUCUUGAUAAUCUCUGGGUCAAUUUCGAAACUGGAUCAUGUGGGGUCAAAAACUAGGUCAGUAGGCCAGACCAAAGGAAAAGCUUGUGAACACUCUAGAGACCACAUUUGUGACCCAAUCUUUAUGAAACUUGGUCAGAAAGUUAGUCUUGAUGAUCUCUGGGUCAAGUUCGAAACUGGAUCAUGUGGGGUCAAAAACUAGGUCAGUAGGUCAGACCAAAGGAAAAGCUUGUGAACACUCUAGAGACCACAUUUUUGAACCAAUCUUUAUGAAACUUGGUUAGAAUGUUAAUCUUAAUGAUCUCUAGGUCAAGUUCGAAACUGGGUCAUGUUGGGUCAAAAACUUGGUCAGUAGGUCAGAUCAAAGGAAAAGCUUGUGAACACUCUAGAGACCACAUUUGUGACCCAAUCUUUAUGAAACUUGGUCAGAAAGUUAGACUUGGUGAUCUCUGGAUCAAGUUCGAAACUGGGUCAUGUGGGGUCAAAAACUAGGUCUGUUGGUCAGACCAAAGGAAAAGCUUGUGAACACUCUAGAGACCACAUUUUUGACCCGAUGUUUAUGAAACUUUGUCAGAAUGUUAGUCUUGAUGAUCACUAGGUCAAGUUCGAAACUGGGUCAUGUGGGAUCAAAAACUAGGUCAUUAGGUCAGACCAAAGGAAAAGCUUGUGAACACUCUAGGGACCACAUUUUUGACCCAAUCUUUACGAAACUUGAUCAGAAUGUAAGUCUUCAUGAUCUCUGGGUCAAGUUCGAAACUGGGUCAUGUUGGGUUAAAAAACUAGGUCAGUAGUUCAGAUCAAAGGAAAAGCUUGUGAACAGUCUAGAGACCACAUUUUUGACCCAAUUUUUAUGAAACUUGGUAAGAAUGUUAGUCUUAAUGAUCCCCAAGUCAAGUUCGAAACUGGUUCAUGUUGGGUCAAAAACUAGGUCAGUAGGUCAGAUCAAAGGAAAAGCUUGUGAACACUCUAGAGACCACAUUUUGACCCAAUCUUUAUGAAACUUAGUCAGAAUGGAAGUCUUGAUGAUCUCUAGGUCAAGUUCAAAACUGAGUCAUGUGGGGUCAAAAACUAGGUCAGUAGGUCAGAUCAAAGGAAAAGCUUGUGAACACUCUAGAGACCACAUUUGUGCCCCAAUCUUUAUGAAACUUGAUCAGAAUGUUAGUCUUGAUGAUCUCUAGGUCAAGUUUGAAUCUGGGUCAUGUUGGGUCAAAAACUAGGUCAGUAGGUCAGAUCAAUGGAAAACCUUGUGAACACUCUAGAGACCACAUUUGUGACCCAAUCUUUAUGAAACUUGGUCAGAAUGUUUGUCUUGAUGAUCUCUAAGUCAGUUUCGAAACUGGGUCAUGUUGGAUUUAAAACUAGGUCACCUGAUCAAAUCAAAGGAAAAGCUUGUGAACACUCUAGAGGCCACAGUUGUGACCCAAUAUUUAUGAAACUUAGAAAGUUUGGCUUGAUGAUUUAUAGGUUAACUUUGAAUCCUGGUCAUGUGGGAUCAAAAACUAGGUCACCUGGUCAGAUUAAAGGAAAAGCUUGGGAACACUUUAGAGGCCACAUUUGUGAAUCAAUCUUUAUGAAACUGGGUCAGAAUGAUUGUCUUAAUCAUUUCUAGGUCAGGUUUGAAUCUUGGUCAUGUGGGGUAAAAAACUAGGUCACUAGAACAGAUCAAAGGAAAUUCUUUUCAACACUCUCGAGACCACAAUUUAAGUUUGAAACUCAUGAGAAUUAGCCAGAAUGUUUGUUUUGCUAAUCUAUAGGUCAAGUUCGAAUCUGGGUCAUAUGGGGUCAGAAACUAGGUCACCCGGUCAAAUCAAAGGAAAAGCUUGUGAACACCCUAGAGGCCACAGUUGUAACCAAAUCUUUAUGAAAUUUAGUCAGAAUGUUUGUCUUGAUGAUCUUUAGGUCAAGUUCAACCCUUGGUCAUGUGGGGUCAGAUCAACUCUGGUGAGAGAUAUAUAGGGCCAUCAUGGCCCUCUUGUUAUAAUUGCAUAAGUGUCGUGGAUGACAGUUAGUAGUUAUGUGGUAAUUCCCAUCGAAAUCUUUGAAAGUAUGCCAAUUUUAACAAUUUUCACUGCUUCAGUAUUGAAAACAAAAUUAUUUGACCAUGUAGAAAACAAAAUUAUUUGACCAUGUACAAGUAGAACAGUUUUUCCCAUAACAAAAUUUAAUUGUUCUGUGGAAAGUAGCUCUAAACAAUACAUAAGAAUAAGUAAAAUGUAGAUUAAUUAUUUCAUUGUUUAUUUUUUGUAGACAAGACUUGACAUUAAACAAUACAUAAGAUUGAGUAAAAUGUGGUUGUAUUUAAUGAAGGUGUAUAAAAAGUGAACCAAAAGUCAAACAAAGAAGUUAUACAAUUCUUCCCGAAGAUUACAUAAAUGUUGAUUUAAUGUUUGACUGAGGGAAUGAGGUGUUUUAAUAACAUCUUUGCUAAUGAAAUGAAUCAACAGUAAAUUACUUGUUGAUAAAAUGUCCACAUGGUGCUGCUAACAUCGAAGGCUUGAGAGAGAACUCCUGGAAAUUCUACAGCAGUUUUCUGUCCAGUCCCAAACAUAACAUUUGUAUAUAUUGCACACAUAUUGUGCCAUAUGAUAAAUCAUAUAUUGGUUAUACCAAAUUUACUAUUCUUUGGUGGUAAUCCUUUUUACAUGCCAAUGAUAUAUUCUAAUAAGUAUAUUUAUAUAUUUCACUUUAACUCAGCAGGCAUUUAUACUUGCAUUUAAAAAUACUGUUAUGGCUUAUGCGCUUGUAUAGAUUUUUUUUCGUAUACUGAUGCUGCCAAGGCUAGAGGAAUGUGGGAAUGUUGGGAAAUAUAGCCAUGCAAGUUUCAGAAACAAAGAAUUAUGACAUUUAGUACUAAUAGUGUUUUACUAAAUAUAUAUAGGGUAUUACUUUACUAACUAAAUAGGUCAAUUUCAAAGAUUUUGCUAUCAUACUUCGUACAUAGGUAGCCGUUUGAUUGCACUUAAAGUUGCUUCUAUCUAGGUCAUUAUUACGAAAAGUAGUUUUCACGAAUCAUUUUAAAUUAGAAAUGCAGGUAGCAUGUUGACCAUACUUGGUACUUAGGUAGUUCUUGUAUUUUGUUUUGCAUGGGUCAAUGACAAGGUUAUUGCUACAAAAAAAAAAGAGGAGAAAAAUAA
Messenger RNA from Mercenaria mercenaria, 6801 nucleotides. Its product is annotated as transmembrane protein 53-like. Bases 1 to 915 code for a protein of 304 amino acids. The transcript has 3 exons. The record is from RefSeq and is a predicted model, not a curated record. NCBI's taxonomy places the organism in Eukaryota, Metazoa, Mollusca, Bivalvia, Venerida, Veneridae.